AGGAAACUAAUAUAGAUGGUAUAAAUGAUAACAGUACACCCAUUUCACUCUUUUCCAAACUACCUGUGGUCUCCUGUUAAUCCAUUUUCCAUUUCCCGCAAAAGAAAUCAGAAAUAUUUUCUCGGCAUCCAAACACCAAUUUUUCAUCAUCAUGUGGAUCGAGAUCCUCUGCGGACUAAUCGCUUACAAGUUAUUCCGGCGCUUUUUCUCCGACGACGACGACGUUUUGGAAAUCGAAACCUCUGAUACCAGCGCUCUCUUCAACGUCGCUAAUAAACUUGAAAAGCUUUACGAAGGAAAGGUAUAUGUUGGGCUUCGAAUUCCAGAUGCUGAUACCGGUUCGCGACAGAAUGUGGAUAUGGUGCUUGUUACCAAAGGGGAGGCAGUGGUGAUAUCUGUGAAGAAUUUCUCAGGAUUUGUAUCAAUCAGUGGUGAUGGUAGCUGGGUUUGUGAAGGUAGCAGUAAACACAAGGCCCAGCGUUAUCCUGAUCCUGUGGAGGAGGCAAAGAAACAAUCUUCAGUUCUUGAAUCAUAUCUUGAACAAAGAGGAGUUUCUCUUCCAGAAGGAUAUUUGUCGUACAAAGUUGUUCUUCCCAAUCCAAAGUUCUGGACUGUUCACUCAAGCUAUUUCCCAUCUGAGGUCAUUACUUAUGACCAAUGGUUACAGUUGAAACCAGAACCCAAAAGUAUGUUUUCUGGUUGGAUUAAGGGUGCCUUUCGUGGUGGAAAGAAAGAGAUGCAGGAAUCUAUACAUGAGAAGCUUAAUUUCAUUCUGAGCACUGCUCCAAUGUGGGAUAGGUUGGAGCUUAAAGGUAACAAAUAUGUCUUAGGAGAAUUUCUGGAAUUUAAAGGAAAGGAAGAAGAUAUCACAGCUUUGAGAAACAUCAAGAGAUCAAAAGUGGGUCGUCUUGUUGUCCAAAAGACAAGCAUGUUGGGACUGGCUAAAUCAAAGCUUCAAGUUUUGUACUCUCCUCGAGAUUAUCGAAGCAAAGGUGCUUCAGGUUCCGAGUGGAAAGAAGUGACAGUAAGGUCAAGCACUGAGGUCUUAUUUCAGCCAGAGGACAGCAAAAAAGUCCGCAAAUUCAAGCUUUCUUCAAUCAUCUCCAUGACGCUAAGUGCCUGAAGAUAUUUCUACUGAAUGUUUACCUUCAUUUCCGAAAUCGAAGGAGGUAUCUGAAGGCUUGUUAUAUGUAUAGUGUGGGCUGGUGGGGUUAUUAUAAUAAUCUAGCUCAUAUCAGAUUAAUUUUCUUAAGAGACGAGAUUCAAAAUAUAGCAAUUUAUUAUUUAUAAUUAGUUUCAAUAAUACCUGACAUCAAUCCUUUGCUAGUAUCUGUUACAGUGUUACUAAAACAGUGAAGAAAACAAAAAAUGAAAGGAAGAAAUAUGUUUUUCUUCUUCACUUGUAGGAAGUCCACUUAUCCUGGACCCAAUCCUGAUGAGGCCUCAAACAAGAAACAUGGUACUCCAUAUGGUCACCAGUUGUCGGAAAGUAGACAGAGUAACAGCACCCUGUUUUGCCAGUAAUCGUGCCAAACCACCAUCCAUCAUUAUCAAAAACCUCAACCAACUCAUCCACCAAAUACCCUCGCUCGUUCACUACUGGCGGAGGGAGUGGCCGGACUUCAUCAUGCCGGACCUUCUCUACCAGAGGCUUGUUCUCGUUCUUCUCCUCUACCAGAUUCUUGUACUCAACUUCAUAGAACACUUGUUUGUUGUCAUAAAUGGGGUUGAGGAUAGUUGCUUCAUAGAAAGAGCCAACGAAACCUUCUUCCUUGCUGCAUACUUCUACCUUCUGAUUUUUAAGAAACUUCAUUUUUUGCACAGAAAAAUAAAAUUCUCUGAAGAAUGUGAUCAUAUUGGUUUCUUGAACUUGAAUUGUAUAUAUAGUAGUAGGUCGGUUCGUUCCUUUCCUAGUUGUAUUUGGAAUUGAAAGAGGAGGUUUAUGUAUUUUAUUUUUAUGGU
Molecule: messenger RNA, 1962 nt
Organism: Jatropha curcas
Lineage: Eukaryota; Viridiplantae; Streptophyta; Magnoliopsida; Malpighiales; Euphorbiaceae
Product: plasma protein
Source: RefSeq, a predicted model, not a curated record